GUGCGUACAGAUGCAAUGUAGCCGCGUAAGAAGAGUAUACUCGGAAAAAUAGUAGUACAAGUAAAGCAAAUAAGCAGCAAAAGCUCACCUCGUAUCCAACGGACGCCUGCGCCAUGAAACACUAAAGAGACCGUCGACGUAUUCACCAGUCGACUCUUCAACUCCGGACCGCGUGUAUCGUACCCGCAGUCUCCCACUCAUCAGUGUUAUCUCCGCGAGACAUCUUUCAACUAGUCUCCGUAAUCCCCGUGUAAUUAUUUUCCUCAUUAUACAAAAGUAUUUAAAAUUUUUUUUUAAAUAAUGCUCGAGAGUUUACCGGAAAGUUGAUACGAGAAGUGAGUUAAACCUCUGACCAGUAUCUCGGAAAAAAACACUCGUGAAAAGUAUAAUAAUUCUCCUAUUCGAGUAACUCAAGUGGAUACUUAUAAUCGGGUUCUUUUAUCACAAGUUUUUUUAUUUAAACUCAAACGUUUUUUAUCUCUCCCGCCACCUGGCCAGCUAAUUAAUCACCGAGCACUAACGAGCUCCGCGGGAUCUCUAGUUUGCGGGCAACCUCUUUAACGACACCCACGAGGACUUUAACUCUCUUCACCUGUAUACCGUAUUCGCGGCUCAAAACAGAAGACGAAGCUUGGAAAAACCGACCGAUCGUGAUUAAUGCUUGUAAGAAAAAACUCGAGCAGGAUUAGAUGAUUACAAUAAAAAAUAAUAAUAAAAAUAAUGAGAGUAAAAAACUACUCUGUUUAUUGACGUGAUUUGUGAGUUUAAAGUGAUGACAGUGUUACUAAAAAGUGCUCACAGUUACGAUAAAAACAACAAAUAGUUUUUUUUUUAUACCGUAAUAAAAUUACAUGCCCAGUGAUUGGCAAUUUUAUACACUGAUAGAAAGAUUUGUUUUGGAGUUCAGAUAGAACAGAAAUAAAAAAAAAACUGGCGACAAAAUGCCGCGAUAUUAUUUGCUAAUAAAUAAUCAUAGCAUCGAAACGUCAAGAAUGAAACACCAGCGCGUGUAAUUGACUUUUAUAUUGAAAAAAAAAAAAAAAUUCAUCAAAUCAAACCAGUGAAAUCGAUACUUAAUUCAACAAAUAGAUUCCUUAAUUAAUUAUCGAGAUCGCGAAUGGAAGGAUUGAGAUAACUAUUGACUUUGAGUACAAAGUUAAGAUUAGCUGUUACCUAACAGAAGAUAGCAAAGCUAGAAUAGUAAGGCGGACAGAGGACGGGUGUGGUUCGUUCGCUUGCGUAGCUGCGGAACGUGAAAAGGAGAUUAGUUGAGUUAAUCGAGCGAUGGCAUGAGGACAUUAUCGGCGACAGGAAGCUGCGGGCCCAGCGAGGUGGAGGAUGAGGAUGGUGAUGGGCGUGAUGGUGCUGGGUCAGCUUCUGACGAGGAUUCUGUUGGCUGCUCACGCUGGCGACCGGCUCGCAGCUGCCCGCAGGAUUCUUCGAGACGUGCCGCUGAUAGAUGGACACAACGACUUACCAUGGAACAUCCGAAAGUUUCUAAAGAACCAACUGCGAGACUUCCAAUUUGACGAUUUGACAAAGAGCCACCCAUGGUCCCACACAGCCUGGAGUCAUACGGACUUGCGACGACUGAAAGAAGGAAUGGUUGCAGCUCAAUUCUGGUCGGCGUACGUACCGUGCUCGUCACAGCAUCUCGACUCGGUGCAGUUGGCCCUGGAGCAGAUCGACCUGAUUCGGCGCUUGGUGAACAAGCACCCCCAGAAUAUGGUCCUCGUUACUACAGCUGAAGGUAUCGAACGAGCGCACAAAGAAGGGAGACUGGCAAGUCUGAUUGGUGUCGAGGGUGGACACGCAGUUAGCACCAGUUUGGCGGUGCUGCGAAUGCUGUACGAAUUGGGAGCCAGAUACCUGACCCUCACCCACACGUGCAAUACACCUUGGGCAGACUGCAGCACAGCGGAUGAACCUGGUCAAGUGCCUCAAAUCGGAGGUCUUUCCAAUUUCGGAAGGAGCAUAGUUCUCGAGAUGAACAGACUGGGAAUGAUGGUGGAUCUUUCUCAUGUUUCUGUACCAACAAUGUUGGAUGCCAUGGGUGUUUCUAAAGCUCCGGUAAUUUUUAGUCAUAGCAGCGCUCAUGCACUAUGCAAUUCUUCAAGAAAUGUUCCCGAUCAUGCCCUUCAAUUACUUGCCGAAUCAGGAGGCAUAGUCAUGGUAUCAUUUUACCCACAUUUCAUAAGCUGCGGCGAAAAAUCAACGCUUGCAGAUGUUGCUGCACAUAUCAAUCACGUGCGAAAGGUCGCGGGAAUCGACCACGUUGGUAUCGGUGCUGGAUACGAUGGGAUCAAUUUAACGCCUACAGGGCUUGAAGAUGUCAGCAAGUACCCGGAAUUAUUUGCAGAGCUUCUGGCUAAUGGAUGGUCGGAAGGAGACAUCCAGAAACUCGCUGGGUUGAAUCUUAUACGAGUUUUCAAAGCUGUUGAACAGGUGAGAGAUCGAAUGGCUGCAGAAGGAGUCGAGCCACUGGAAGAGGAGAUACCCAAGGAGGACAUUAUUGGCCGCGACUACUGUCGCUUUAAUUUGAAACAGCCACUGGUGACGCCUUAGAAAAAAAACAAAUCACCCUCGACUCGAAUGAAUAAAAAACUGUUAUCUCAAAAGAUGAAUCUUUACUCCUACCUUUUUUUAUACAGACGUUUAACAGCUUUCUUACAUGAAUAAACAACAAAUAAAACAAAAAUUAAUAGAUAAAUAUAUAGUGAAUUAUACAGACGAUUUAUAAAUCGCGAGUGCAUAAAACGAGUGCGCCAAAGUGGACGUAUUUAAUAUAAUUUGAAAAAAUGAUGAGAAAUUGAAUUUGAAGUAAAUUGUGAAAAUAAUUAUGGACCAUUGUAAUAUGACGAACAAAGUUUGUAUAAAAUAUUAAUUGAUCGUGAUUAAAACA
Cotesia glomerata is the source of this 2902-nucleotide messenger RNA. Its product is annotated as dipeptidase 1. NCBI's taxonomy places the organism in Eukaryota, Metazoa, Arthropoda, Insecta, Hymenoptera, Braconidae. The coding region runs from base 1339 to 2565 and encodes 408 amino acids. Gene Ontology annotation, biological process: proteolysis. Gene Ontology annotation, molecular function: metallodipeptidase activity. The record is from RefSeq and is a predicted model, not a curated record. The transcript has 12 exons.